Molecule: messenger RNA, 2281 nt
Organism: Sabethes cyaneus
Lineage: Eukaryota; Metazoa; Arthropoda; Insecta; Diptera; Culicidae
Gene: AspRS
Product: aspartate--tRNA ligase, cytoplasmic
Exons: 6
Coding region: 202-1806 (534 amino acids)
Biological process (GO): aspartyl-tRNA aminoacylation
Cellular component (GO): cytoplasm; cytosol; aminoacyl-tRNA synthetase multienzyme complex
Molecular function (GO): ATP binding; aspartate-tRNA ligase activity; RNA binding
Source: RefSeq, a predicted model, not a curated record
UCGCGACGUGUAGGUUGUGCUUCGCAAUAAGGCGAUUUUGUCUCGUGCAUUUGAGUAACGCAAAAAGUGAAUAUUAUGCUAAAUAUAUCGCUGAAAACGUGCCGAAAACAGUGAUUAGGGGCAUAUUUAGUGAAAAAUAACUCAAGCAAAGGACAUCUGUCUAAGUUCACAUCCUAAUAGUUGAAAAUAACCCGAGAAACCAUGGUAGCAGAAGUAGUUGUAGAAGAGCAAGAGCAAUCUAAGAAAGCUGCCAAGAAGGCUGCGAAAGAUGCGGCCAAGGCUGCCAAGAAAGCUGAGCACAAAGCGGCUUCAGCCGCCGAGAAGGGCCAGCAGGAGACUAGCGGUGCUGAGGCAAAGGAUUACUCCGAAGGGCUGUACGGGAUCACCAAAAUGAUUCAAAGUACGGCCAAACAUUCCGAACGUAUCUUCACUGCGGUGCAUGAGUUGUCCAACAGCGCAAAAGAUUCCCAGGUGUGGGUGCGUGGUCGAGUGCAUACAUCACGUAGCAAAGGCAAACAAUGUUUCCUGGUGCUUCGACAGCAAAGCAGCACCGUGCAGUGUGUGGUUGCUGUGAACGACGACAGCGUAUCGAAGCAGAUGGUGAAAUUCUCCGGCAGCGUUCCGCGUGAAAGUAUAGUCGAUAUUAAAGCGAAGGUAGUUCCCGUUGCAAGCAAGAUCGAAUCCUGCACCGAACAAAAUCUGGAACUGCAUGUGGCGGAGAUAUAUCUGGUUUCGUCGGCAAAGGCUCAGCUGCCGUUGCAAAUCGAGGACGCUGCGCGUCCGGAGAAAUCAGACGAUCCAGAAGCGUUGAAAAUUCGCGUCAAUCAGGAUACCAGGUUGGACAACCGCGUGUUGGAUCUAAGGACACCAGCCAAUCAGGCUAUUUUCCGCCUGGAGGCGGGAGUGUGUAAACUGUUUCGUGACAUUCUAGCGCAGCAGGGUUUCACGGAAAUUCACACGCCCAAAAUUAUCUCGGCGGCCAGCGAAGGUGGAGCGAACGUGUUCACGGUCAGCUACUUUAAAGAUUCUGCAUAUUUGGCUCAAUCCCCUCAGCUGUACAAGCAAAUGGCAAUUGCGGCUGAUUUCGAUAAAGUUUUCACUGUCGGUGCCGUGUUUCGUGCGGAGGACUCCAACACGCAUAGACAUUUGACCGAAUUUGUGGGACUCGAUUUGGAAAUGGCGUUUAAGUAUCAUUACCAUGAGGUGUUGGAUACGAUUGGCAAUACCUUCACCGCGAUGUUCCGAGGUCUUCGCGACAACUACGCUCGUGAAAUCACUGCAGUCGGACAGCAGUUUAAUGUGGAACCGUUUAAGUUCCUGGAACCUCCACUGAGGUUGGAAUUCGCUCAAGCUGUCCAAAUGCUGCGUGAAGCCGGUGUAGAGAUGGACGACGAAGAAGAUCUUUCGACACCAAGCGAGAAGCUACUGGGUCGAUUGGUGAAAGCAAAGUACGACACUGACUUCUACAUUCUGGACAAAUUCCCGCUAGCGGUGAGACCAUUCUACACUAUGCCAGAUCCAAACAAUUCCAAGUACUCGAACUCGUACGAUAUGUUUAUGCGAGGAGAGGAAAUUCUGUCCGGUGCGCAACGUAUCCACGACCCGGACUACCUAGUGGAAAGAGCGAAGCUCCACGCAAUUGAUAUAUCCAAGAUUGCUGCCUACAUCGAAGCGUUCCGCUUCGGGUGCCCUCCCCAUGCCGGUGGUGGAAUAGGGAUGGAACGUGUUGUUAUGCUGUACCUGGGACUUGACAAUAUUCGAAAAACGUCAAUGUUCCCACGCGACCCCAAGAGACUUACGCCUUAGUUAGACUGCGCGAUAAAGUUCGGCUUCGUAAAAUGAUUUGUCAAUUUCAUUCAGUUCUAUUCGUUGUUGCUCUCAUUCCCUCCACAGUCCAUUUGAACGUUGUUCUUUUCCCACGCCUUUCACAGGCAUCAAUUUUUCAGUUUAAUGUACGGAACUACUACAGUUGGAACAGUUUAUUUCCUGCGCGAGCGCACACAUAAAGUACUAUUGCAAACCUUUAAUAGAAAGACAGAGGGAAUUAAAACUUUUGAAUCAAUCGAAAAAGAGUAAAUUUUUUGAAAAAGAAGUUAAAGUUGAAGUCAAAAAUUCGUGAUAAACGCACUGACGAUUUGUAUACAGUGGGGAAGUAUUUGGGAUUGGUUGAAAUACUUAAGCGGACCCCGAAUUCGGUGUUUUUGCUAUGGCCUGGAAGAAGCUGAUGCAUGAAAGAAUACGUUCGGUUUUGUGCGAAAUGGCAGUAAGUCUGAGUAAUAAA